This is a messenger RNA of Psammomys obesus (fat sand rat), 4481 nucleotides long. It is a transcript of the gene Mccc1, whose product is annotated as methylcrotonyl-CoA carboxylase subunit 1. The record is from RefSeq and is a predicted model, not a curated record. Bases 632 to 2794 code for a protein of 720 amino acids. The transcript is spliced from 20 exons. Gene Ontology annotation, cellular component: mitochondrion. Gene Ontology annotation, molecular function: metal ion binding; methylcrotonoyl-CoA carboxylase activity; ATP binding. NCBI's taxonomy places the organism in Eukaryota, Metazoa, Chordata, Mammalia, Rodentia, Muridae.
AUCAUCCGGACUGAGCUCAUCCUCAUCCACUGAGGCCAGGCAAGGCAGCUCGGCAGGGGGAAGCGACAGAAAGCAGUCAACAGGGUCCGUGUGAUAGACAGCACCUGCUCAAAUCACUAGGGGACGGACAGGAAGAUUAAACUGUCCAUCGCUACACACGUCCAGUCCUUGCGUGGUCCUCGGCUGACGCUUUCGUCUCCACAAAGCCCCCCAUGGGUCUAGGUUAGUUGACUCUGUUGGUCGUCUUGUGGCGUCCCUGUCUCCUCCAGGUCCUUCCGUCAUUAACCCGCACACCCCUAGGCCUCCAGGAUCUCCACCCAGUGCUUGGCUGUGAGACCUCUCAGAGAACCUUUAUGCUAGGUUCCUGUCUUGAGAGGUGCAGUUUGAAGUUCUGUGUUUGUAAUGUAGACUUGGCUCCGCCCCUCCAGAUGCAGCACAGAUCCCACGCCCAAGCCGCCCAACCUGCCAAUCGGUGCCUUUGAAACACCCAGUUCUGUGAUUGGCUGUUGCGGAGACGCCCACCUAGACUUCGGGGCUACGGUGGCCGACAGGGGGCAAGACGCUUGCGCAAGGAGGGAAGCUCUCAGGCGUUAAGCAAGCAGUUUUGAGUGUCCGAGUGGGCUGUGCGGAGAUGGCGGCGGCGGCGCUGCUGGCUGUGGUGGACAGGAACCAUUUGCGGCGGGUCCCGAUCUUGCUGCUGCAGCCAAGGGAAUGGGCUUGGAAACAGAGAACCAUGAAGUAUGGAACGACCUCAGGAAGAAGCAUUACGAAGGUCCUCAUUGCAAACAGAGGAGAAAUUGCCUGCAGGGUGAUCCGAACAGCCAAAAAAAUGGGCGUACAGUCUGUGGCUGUUUACAGUGAGGCUGACAGGAAUUCCAUGCAUGUAGAUAUGGCAGAUGAAGCGUACAGCAUUGGCCCUGCCCCAUCCCAGCAGAGCUACCUCUCCAUGGAGAAAAUCAUUCAAGUGGCCAAGAGCUCUGCGGCACAGGCCAUCCAUCCAGGAUAUGGUUUUCUUUCAGAAAACAUGGAAUUCGCUGAACUGUGUAAACAAGAAGGAAUUAUUUUUAUAGGUCCUCCUUCCUCUGCAAUUAGAGACAUGGGUAUAAAGAGUACCUCCAAGUCCAUCAUGGCUGCUGCUGGAGUACCUGUUGUGGAAGGCUACCAUGGCAAGGACCAGUCUGAUGAGUGCCUGAAAGAACAUGCUGGGAAAAUCGGGUAUCCUGUUAUGAUCAAAGCCGUCCGUGGUGGAGGAGGAAAGGGCAUGAGGAUCAUUAGAUCAGAAAAAGAAUUUCAAGAGCAGUUAGAAUCAGCCCGGAGGGAAGCAAAGAAGUCUUUUAAUGAUGAUGCUAUGUUGAUUGAGAAGUUUGUGGACACGCCAAGGCACGUGGAAGUCCAGGUGUUUGGUGACCACCACGGCAACGCAGUGUACUUGUUUGAAAGGGACUGUAGUGUGCAGAGACGGCAUCAGAAGAUCAUUGAAGAGGCCCCGGCGCCGGGGAUUAAUCCAGAAGUAAGAAGAAGGCUGGGCGAGGCCGCAGUCAGAGCUGCGCAGGCUGUCAAGUAUGUGGGCGCAGGAACCGUGGAAUUCAUUAUGGACUCACAGCACAACUUCUACUUCAUGGAGAUGAAUACGAGGCUGCAGGUAGAACACCCCGUCACUGAGAUGAUCACCGGAACUGACCUGGUGGAGUGGCAGUUCAGGAUUGCAGCGGGAGAGAAGAUUCCUUUGAGGCAGGAAGAAAUCCCUGUGCGGGGCCACGCCUUUGAGGCUAGAAUAUAUGCGGAAGAUCCUGACAAUAACUUCAUGCCCGGGGCCGGGCCAUUGGUCCACCUCUCUACCCCUCAGGCAGACAUGUCUACAAGGAUCGAAACUGGAGUACGGCAAGGAGAUGAAGUCUCGGUUCAUUACGACCCCAUGAUUGCAAAGCUCGUUGUGUGGGCCCCAGAUCGCCCGUCAGCCCUGUCGAAACUGAGGUACAGCCUUCAACAGUACAACAUUGUCGGCCUGCGCACCAACGUGGACUUCCUGCUCCGGCUCUCUGGCCACCCAGAGUUUGAAGCUGGGAAUGUACACACUGACUUUAUCCCGCAACACCACAGGGAGCUGCUGCCCACUCACAGCACCGUAGACAAGGAGUCUGUGUGCCAGGCAGCUCUGGGGCUCAUCCUCAAAGAGAAAGAUAUGACCAGCGCCUUCGGACUUCACACGCAAGAUCACUUCUCUCCGUUUUCAUUCAGCAGUGGGAGAAGACUGAAUUUCUCUUACACCAGAAACAUGACUCUGAGAAGUGGCAAAAGUGAUGUAGUCAUAGCUGUAACAUAUAACCACGAUGGGUCAUAUGACAUGCAGAUUGAAAAUAAGACCUUCCGAGUCCUUGGGGAUCUUUGCAGUGAGGGAGGCUAUUCCUACCUGAAGUCCUCUGUUGAUGGAGUAGCCAGGAAAUCCAAGUUCAUCAUCCUGGACAACACUAUCUACCUGUUUUCCAUGGAAGGCAGUAUUGAAAUUGGCAUUCCCGUACCCAAGUACUUGUCUCCAGUGAGUUCAGAAGGAACUCGGGGAGGUACCAUCGCUCCUAUGACAGGAACCAUUGAAAAGGUGUUCGUGAAAGCUGGAGACAGAGUAAAAGCCGGAGACUCUCUGCUGGUUAUGAUUGCCAUGAAGAUGGAGCAUACCAUAAAAGCUCCAAAGGACGGCAGGAUAAAGAAGGUGUUCUUCAGAGAAGGAGCCCAAGCCAACAGACAUGCACCCUUAGUGGAGUUUGAGGAGGAGGAGUCUGACAAGUGUGAAUCAUAAUGAGCUGUGUCCAUAAAGAAAUGGCGGACCACACAGCAUCUUGCCUGUCUGUGAACAGCAAGUGCCUCUCGAAUCUCUAGAUCCCAGAAAAAGGAGCUUUGUUAAAUAAACGAUGAUGUGAUUUACAGGAAACCCUUUCACACAUACAAAUUAUCUCAAAAAAUUUCAUUAAAAUAAGACUGAACCAGACAGUGGUGGCGAAGGCAGAGGCAGGCGGAUCGCCGUGAGUUUGAGGCCAGCCCAGUGUACAAAGUGAGUUCAGGAUGGCCAAGGCUACACAAAGAAACCCUGUCUCAAAAAGAAAGAAACUGAGCUGUAUUUUUUUUUUAAUUGGAAACUAAUGUUUUCUUUAAAUUUUAUGUGUUGUACUCUUUUAAGAAUAAGGUAGGGAGCAGCUUGGUCAAAAGUUGUGUGAAUGAAUGGCUUUCUGGUCGACCCUGGUGAAAUUACAGUUAACAUGCUUCAGAGGCAGGUGUCACACAACCAAGAGGAACUUAGUUGAGUGGCUUAGAAUGUGAGGUUGCUUAUUUCUAGCCCUGUGUUUGGGAAGUUUCUCUCCAGAUACUUCUGCCAUUAUUGUGCAUGUGGGGAGACCAGGAAGAGAGUGAAGUCUUGAGCGAGUGUGUGCUGUUGACAUGGGCACAGCCAUAUCAAGGACCUUAGCCAUAGAGCCAAGGAAAAUGGCAAAGGCUCUGCUUCUGCCCAGAUCCGCUUGGGUGGUGGGGGCGAGGAAUGAGGCUCAGGGGAACUUUCAGCAAAGCCUUCCUCUGUUUCAUGUACAGAUAUUGAUGUUGUGUGCAAAAAAUUUAAAAAAAAAAAUGUGGCACUGUAGCCUUCUACCUCCUGCCCCUAUCCAGGAUGUUAUCAGCCUGCCCUUCUGCAGAGACUGCUCCUACCGAGAUCAGCUAACCUGUGGCUUUGGUGCGGCUGUGUCCCCCAAGCCUCCUUGUUUAUCUGUAUGCGAUAACCCUGCCUCCUUGAUCCACGCUAUGUAAUAAGCACUCGGAGCGUCCAAGCUGCCGUGGUUUCUCCAUCAGACAGCCCAGCCCAUCUGAUCCAGUCUUCUGCCGGGUCUCUAGUACGUGUCUUCUCUUCAUUCCCUUGCCACCCCAGUCAGGUCUUUCCCUGGAGCUGCGCUGGACGUGGCAGUAAUGUACUUGCUAAGCGUGUCUUUUAAAAAGUGUUUGUAUCAUACUAGAACAUUGUUUACCUUUCAUUUGGAUACAUUUUUAAAACGUUUUACACAAGAGUGGAUAAAAGAGCGGAGAAGACGUGUGAUUAAAAUGCCUGCACAGAAGCAAGAAGGACUUGAGUUUUGAUUCUCAGAGCCCAUGAAAAUGCCAGGCCUUCUCAAUCUUGCGCAUGCACUGUGCUUAACCCUCAAAACAAAACCCUCGGGUAUGCCAGAAGUUGCAAUACAGCUCCCGGCCCUGCACUUGUGUUGUGAGUCAGCGUUUGCAGUGUUGAUAGCAACACUUCGCACUUCUGUUGUGUCUCUCGUCAGAGGAUCUCAAGAAGCACUUCUAGAUAUCUGUACAGUGCUUAAAUUUUUCAGGAAGACAGGAAAAAAAAAAUACACGGUUUGACUACGCGUGAGAGAAGAAAAGAUGGAGGUCCCAAACACUUUGCUUUGUGCCUGUGUUAGCUUCAUCUCUGUCGCUGUAAUAAAACAUCAUGAAUGUGUUUA